UGUCUGUGCAACAGCGCCGUGCGCGAAUCCGUGUCGUGGAGGAACUGGACUUCGGCGGAACGUAUCGGUUUGCUGAUUUCUGCGCGGAUCCAGUUUAUAGGUUGGCAUUUUGAAAGGAAUGAGACACUAGCAGCAGGACGGGACACUCCUCGACCUCGGCACUCGAACCCACAACCUCCCGGUCGGUUACAGCCCGCCCAGUCAGUCAGGAUGCCGGCCUUUCACCAGGUGGGCGAGAAGCAGCUGCCCAACGCGGUUCUCUUCAUGGCCUGGUCUCCCAAGAGGGACCUCAUAGCGCUGGCCAACAAGGCCGGGGAGCUGCUGCUGCACCGACUGGCGAACUUCCAGCGCGUGUGGAGCUUGGCGCCCAACGAGAACACGGGGAAGGAGGUCACGGCUCUCGCCUGGAGGCCCGACGGAAAGAUCUUGUCCUUCAGCCUGGCCGACACGCGGAAGGUGGUUCUCUGCGACGCUGAGAAGGCGGAGAUCCUGCACCUCUUCCCUGUGGAGAAUGCAGUGAGCUGCAUGCAGUGGAUGGAUGUGCUGGAAGAGAGCAGCCUCCUGACAUCUUUCUACAACGCGGAAGACGAGUCCAGCCUGUUCCUGCCAAAGCUGCCCACGCUUCCGAAGAGCUACAGCACCACCUCGAAGAUAUUCAGCGAGGACAAGUCUGACGAGGUCAUGAACCUGCUGGGCGAAGCACGGCUCAACAUCCUGGUGCUGGGGGGGCACUCUGGCUUCAUGGAGCUGUAUGCAUAUGGGAUGUACAGGAUUGCCACGGUUACUGGGGUCCCCGGCACCUGCCGCAGCCUCUGCCUCUCCAGUGACCUCAGGUCUCUAUCUGUUGUCACGGAGGUCCGGUCCGCUGAUGAGGAGCCUGAGAUCAACUACAUCCAGCUGGACACGGCUUUGCUUUCGGACUGUCUCCCCGAAGUCACCAGGAUGGCGCGAAAGUUCACCCACAUUUCCACGCUGCUACAGUACCUGCGGCUCUCGCUCACCUGCAUGUGUGAGGCCUGGGAGGACAUCCUGAUGCAGAUGGACCUGCGGCUCACCAAGUUCGUCCAGGAGAAGAACACGAGCACCCAGGUGCAGGAUGAGUUUCUGGAGCUGCUCCUCUGGGGGAAGUCCAGCCCGGAGCUUCAGGCUCUGCUGAUGACCCAGCUGACGGUGAAGGGCCUCAAGAAGCUUGGUCAGUCCAUCGAGUCAUCCUACUCGAGCAUCCAGAAGCUGGUCAUCAGUCAUCUGCAGAGUGGGUCCGAAGCCCUGUUGUACCACCUCAGCGAGGUGAAGGGGAUGUCUCUCUGGAAGCAGAAGUUUGAGCCCCUUGGACUGGAUGCCGCCGCCAUUGAAGAUGCCAUCACAGCAGUGGGGUCCUUCACAUUGAAGGCCAGCGAGCUGCUCCAGGUCAUAGACAAGAGUAUGAAGAACUUUAAGGCGUUCUUCCGGUGGCUCUACGUAGCGAUGCUGCGCAUGUCUGAGGACCAUGUCCCUCCAGAGCUCAACAAGAUGACCCAGAAAGACAUUGCGUUUGUUGCAGACUUCCUGGCAGAGCAUUUCAGUGAGAAUGAAGAGCUCUUUGACCGAAAAGGGAAGUACUUCAAUGUGGAGCGAGUGGGUCAGUACCUGAAGGAUGAAGAUGAGGACCUGGUGUCCCCACCCAACACCAAGGGGAACCAGUGGCUUAACUUCUUGCAGGAGAGCACCCAUCUGAAAGAGUCCCCUCUGCUGUUCCCCUCGUUCCCCCAGAAGUCCUUGCACUACGUGAAGAGGAUGAUGGAGGGAGCUAUAGAGUUAUGUCUUCAGAACCCUGCAGAAGUUAUUGGCAGGUCUGUGAAGCAGGCUUUCCGUGCAGCACUCUUCUACACCACACACAAGGCAGAGAACACACCUGGACUCUUUGAGCUGCCGUCACUGUGGAAUGACAAGAAGGGCUCCAUGCACUACAUGGUGUUUGUCAUGCCGCAGGUGUCUCCCUGCCUUCUCUACCUCAUGAGGAGGCACACGGACCCACACAGGCCUGUCCCCAAUGGCCUCCUGGCGAUCGACUUGAGCUCCCUCCUGCACGACAGCAUCAGUUCCUCCUCUGAAGAUCUUAGGUACAGUUGCCUGGAUGCACGCAUCUAUGAUGAUGAGACGUUGACCGUUGUGCUGCAACAGGUGGAUGAAGAGGAGGGCAAUGGGCGUGUUUUAGCCCAACUGCCUCUGGGCUCUGCCCUCAGUUGCGAGGAGCCAUUCACGUGGGACCCUACCCAGAGGCUGGAGCAGCAGGCUAGCAGUGUCCCGGCCCAGGUGGUGCUUCUGGAGAACCAGUGGAGAUUGCUGGAAAACAUGAAGGCUCAAUAUGUGGCUGUGAACGGCGUCCGCAGGGUGGCAUGUGUGCUGAGCUCCAACCUGCGGCAUGUGCGUGUCUUCGAGAUGGACGUGGAGGAUGAGGAGGACGACGAAAGGCUCGAGUCUCCCGAGGCCAGUGCUGAGCAGGAACAGCUGGAUGAGUCGCUGGCCAGCCAAGGGGAUGAGGGCCUGGAGGCAGAGGUCGCUGCAGGAGAGGCCCUGGAACUUCCAGAGGAGCAGGAACCCACUGUGAAUGCACUGUGAGCCAGCAUGUAGUGCCAUCCAGUCAAAGUAGACAGAGCUCUCAUCUCUCUUCAUCAAAUGACUGCUUUGACGUAUGCUAUGGUCUUCAUUCGGGGGCGGAGCUUCCAACACGGGUGCCUGUGGAUCAGAGCUAUUGUUCAUUGUCUUCACACAUCUUUCACAGGUGACCUUUCAGCUUGGGCUUUCACAGUAAGACUCUGUUGUCAUCCUCCACUCCCAGCUGUUGUCUUAUCCCUAGAAAAAUAAACUUUUUGCUGUCUGCAUCUGAGGGUUUUGCAUGGUACUGGGUGAAGGACUCUGUCCGUACGAACACAGGUAUGUGAAAUGUGAAAACGGCUCCUUCAGCGUACCGCACACCUUCACUCAUUU
Scleropages formosus (Asian bonytongue) is the source of this 2967-nucleotide messenger RNA. It is a transcript of the gene anapc4, whose product is annotated as anaphase promoting complex subunit 4. The coding region runs from base 211 to 2598 and encodes 795 amino acids. Gene Ontology annotation, biological process: protein K11-linked ubiquitination; regulation of mitotic metaphase/anaphase transition; anaphase-promoting complex-dependent catabolic process. The transcript has 29 exons. Gene Ontology annotation, cellular component: anaphase-promoting complex; nuclear periphery. Lineage: Eukaryota; Metazoa; Chordata; Actinopteri; Osteoglossiformes; Osteoglossidae. Gene Ontology annotation, molecular function: protein binding. The record is from RefSeq and is a predicted model, not a curated record.